UCUCUCUCUCUCUCUCUCUCUCUCUCUCUCUCCCUCUCCCUCCCCCUUCUCCUUUCCUCUCUUUCUUUCUCUCUUUUAUGAAAUCAAUGAACGAGUUAUUGGGUAGGACAUAAAUAUAAGGAAUCAAAGCCUCUAUCGGGACCAACUGGGCACUGCGCGCUUUUUUGAUAUGAGUCUUCGCUGCACGCUACAUGUGUUUUCCAAUCAUUGUAAAUACUGGCUUUGAUAGGACGAGAGCGGACCCUCUCUGGCACAGCUUGGUCUCGGAACCAAAAUUGUCUCCUUUCUUUUUAUUUUUUUAUUUUUCCUCUACUUCAAAAACGACUCUCCGCCCGUCGCCGUCUGCCGCCGUUGUCCUGUAUCCAUCCCCAACUCUCACCGCGGCAGGUCCGAAGAUGGCAACUUUAACCAACGGGCAGGUGGACGGCGCGGUGCACGGCGUCGGCGUCGGUGUCGUGUCUGCCAGCACGAACGGGCUCGUGAACGGAUUAAGCCACAGCUCGGCGGGAUGCCCGGCCACCAUACCCAUGAAGGACCAUGAUGCCAUCAAACUCUUCAUCGGCCAGAUCCCCCGCAACCUGGACGAGAAGGACCUCCGGCCCCUCUUCGAGGAGUUCGGCAAAAUCUACGAGCUCACUGUGUUGAAGGACCGCUUCACGGGCAUGCACAAAGGCUGUGCCUUCCUCACCUACUGUGCCAGAGAGUCAGCCCUGAAAGCCCAGAACGCAUUGCACGAGCAGAAGACCCUGCCAGGAAUGAACAGACCGAUCCAGGUGAAGCCAGCAGACAGUGAGAGUCGAGGAGAAGACAGAAAGCUCUUUGUGGGCAUGCUGAACAAGCAGCAAUCAGAAGAUGACGUCCGACGCCUCUUUGAGUCCUUCGGUAGCAUCGAGGAGUGCACCAUCCUCAGAGGUCCCGAUGGAAACAGCAAAGGUUGUGCGUUUGUAAAAUACUCGUCUCAUGCUGAAGCUCAGGCAGCCAUCGGUGCACUACACGGGAGCCAGACAAUGCCUGUGGUUGUACAGGGUGCCUCGUCCAGUCUGGUGGUAAAGUUCGCUGACACGGAUAAGGAGCGCACCAUCCGCCGCAUGCAGCAGAUGGCCGGUCAGAUGGGUAUCUUCAACCCCAUGGCCCUGCAGUUUGGAGCCUAUGGGGCUUACGCUCAGGUGCAGCAGCAGGCAGCAUUGAUGGCGUCUGUAGGACAGGGGGGCUACCUCAGUCCUAUGGCAGCUUUCGCAGCAGCCCAGAUGCAGCACAUGGCCACCAUCAAUGGCCUCCCCGGAGCACCGCUGACCCCCACGUCAGGUGGCAGCACUCCCCCGGGCAUCAGCGCCCCCACAGUGACCAGCAUCCCCUCUCCCAUCAGUGUCAACGGUUUUACCGGCAUGCCCCCGCCCCAGGCAAAUGGGCAGCCACCAGCAGAAGCUGUCUUCACCAACGGCAUCCACCAUUACCCUGUGUUGCAGGAGGUGGUUUUUAGGGAGGACUCAGAGAAAAACGGCUUGGGCGUGGCUCCGCGGAGUUGUUUUGGGGUUCAGGGUGGCUGCUUCCUCUCCUCUCUCUCAGAAGCAGCUCAAAGUCCCACUGCAGCCGAUCCUCUCCAGCAGGCUUACACAGGAGUCCAGCAGUAUGCAGCAGCCUACCCCGCCGCAUACGGUCAGAUCAGCCAAGCCUUCCCCCACCCUCCGCCCAUCAUUCCACAGCAGCAACGAGAAGGACCAGAGGGCUGCAACCUGUUCAUCUACCACCUCCCUCAGGAGUUUGGGGAUGGAGAGCUGAUGCAGAUGUUCCUGCCUUUCGGUAAUGUCAUCUCCUCCAAAGUGUUUGUGGAUCGGGCGACAAACCAAAGUAAAUGCUUUGGGUUUGUGAGCUUUGACAACCCAGGUAGUGCUCAAGCUGCCAUCCAGUCCAUGAACGGCUUCCAGAUUGGCAUGAAGAGACUGAAGGUCCAGCUCAAGAGACCAAAGGACGCCAACCGCCCCUACUAGCCCUCCUCCCCUGCCCCAGCCGGCCGCCGCCAUCGUUGGCGGGCGGGGCAGGCGUUGUCAACAGGAAAAGACAGGAUUUGUUGAGCUGAAUAACAUGUUGACCACUUGCUACCCACCGCUGAGUGCAAACUCAGCUUCUGGACCACAAAGGCUGCUUCAGAAAAAGAGAAGAAGAGAGAACGAGCAUUGACCAGGUCCAGCACACCUCCCUUUGGAUGUACUAAAACUUUUGAACUCAGAGAGCAUUUCUGGUUAGCACCAGGACUCCUUUUCCUCCUGCACACAUAUACACAGUUCCUCCUCCUAAAUACCCUGCUUGAUUGACAGCUACCGUUUCCUGGACUACAAACACUUUUACUUGAACGCUGAGAGGGGAAAAAAGGUAAAAGAUCAUCCAGCGAACCUACAGACAAUGACAAAUUCAACCGAACUCUGCAAGGGAAUACGGACGCCCAAAGUCCAACAGGAAGAAAAAAAAAAAAAAAACUUUUAAAAAAACUGGUGGAUUGCCGUAGGAGAUCCUUCUGACAGAUGGUUUGAGUUUUUUGGAUAACUGACUUUUGAAGAACGAUUUCUAAGACUUCAAGCAACUAGGUGCAAAUUGUGAGAGAGAGGAAGAACUGAAGUAGGGAAUGUGACAUUUUCACAACACAGAUUUGGGAUGGCCAUCUUCAGCUCGGAGUGCCUGUCCGUUUCCAGGGAACACCGUUGCCGAGGAGAGCCGCAGCAACGGAUUCCAGGGAGUCUUAUCCGUCAUUCCUUAGUUGUUUUAGGGACCAAAAGACCAAACGUUUUUAUCGCUGAGGACUUGUAGCUCUAAUAUACUCGGACCACCGCAUCUCUUUCAGUCAGCGUCGCCUGCCCGGAGAGAGUUGCCCUCAAAAUAAGUGUACAUUUCAAAUAUAUACAAAACCUGUAUAUAUACAUAUAUAUUGCUGAUAUGCUUUUUUGAAUACAGGCAGAGCUAUUUCAGAUGAGCAAAAGGGGUCUCUCACUUCGCUAGUUUACAAUUACGCAAAAGGUUUAUUUUUGUUCCCCUUUUCAUUUUUUUUUGUUUUUGUCUCGGGAGGGAUGACGAAUGCAUGGGAGGGGCUGCUCCGUAUCACAGCCUUAUCUUUUUUAAAUCGACAUCCUAACCUCACAGAUAAAUUAACAUCCGAAACGUUUGAAAUAUAUGAACUUGUUUAUAUUUGCAGUACAUAUAUAUGUAUAACAAGCAUUCAAGCAAAUGUAUUCAUAUAUACAGUAUAUAUGGAUAACAGAUAUUAAUCACAAAUAUAUGUAUUUAUAUGCACAUAUUUUAUAUAUGUGUGACUGUACAUAGAGCGGCUACUGACUAUGUUGAGCUGUAAUUUUUUUGUAGAUUUUAGCAAGAGUUUGAUGCAUUGCUCUGCUUGGGAAGAACCGCACAUCUGGCAGCUCCCCAAAACUGCAGGCAUUCCUAUCUCCUGAUAACCUAUAUGCUGACAUACGACAUGUUACUAAAAAAAAAAAAAAAAAAAGGCAAAAAAAAAAAAGAAAAGAAAAAAAAGAUCAGCGCGUGUGAGAAAUCGUAUCUUCUGUAAAUAUUAUCAGAAAAAUGCAAAAAGCCACCUCUCAGUAGCAGGCUUUAGAGAAUCAGGCUAAAGAGGAUUUUCUUUAGAAGAAAAAGGACAAUUAUCUUCGACUCUAUUCCAAAACAUAUCAUGUGAGCUCACACAGACACACACACACAUACAUAUGCAGACACCCACAAACUUCUCUUUGAAACUUGAACCAAAACGAAUACGUCUCACAACCCUUGCUCUCUUUUGCAUUCAGUAAAGUGCAUGUAGCGUAUGGGCUGUCACCACGUCGAGGUGUGCCUUGUCACCUGCAGAAUCUGCCAUCCAGCACUGUGCUCCCACAAUGGAAAAAAAACAAACAAACAAAAAAAAAAAAACACAGACACAAAGAACCUGACUACACACUUCUGCAAGCAGCCAAUGCGCUAUUAUGAUGUCAAAAACCACAGGCCGAUCCAUAUCAUUUCUCCGCCAUGUAGAGAGCUUUAGCGCAUGUCAAACGGAGCAAAUCAUCCAAUCACUGUUGGGUCUAACUUUGUCUUUGGAAAAACAUACAACAAAAAAAACAUGCAUUUAGAGCUAAGGUAGACACGCGUGAUUACACUUUAUAAAACGUGGGCAUUAGGUGACCUGUUGGCACAGGUGUCGAGAAUCAAAGCAGUGUGCAGGGCUCCUGUAACUACCUUCCUCUGGUUGAAGCUGGAGAAAAUAACAGGCGUGGCUGAACGAGGGAAGUGACUGAGCAGUAUUUACGGCUAUGACGUUAUUGCAAUGUUGAUCAGGAUGUUGGAAAUCUGGUUUUGCAUAACAUUUCGCGUUUUAUGAGCAUGUCUCUGCUGGUGACAUGAAGCAUUCGCUUUUAAGUGUGUCAGAUUGCCUUAUAACACGUUCCCAUCCAAUUGAAUAAACAUACUGCUUCACCACACAAUUAUAGACAGCCCUGGCAGAGAUGUGUACAAAAAGCCUUAAAGUACAAGGUCAUUAUGGAGACAUUGUGACCCCCUAACACUUCUUGCUGUAAUUGUCUAACAGUAAGGUUUGGAGACUUUUUCCUUUCUUUUAACAUCCGUCACCAUCCUGCUCACUGUGCAUGUUGGCAAGAUGCAGGUGCUUCUCAACGGAUUACAAUAUCUUUGAAAGGUUAAUUUAUAUAUUUAUUUAUUUUUUCAAAUAUUCAGUUGAGAUAGUUAACCUUGUAGAUUUUGUUAACACAGCUUGAUAUUUCAAGGGUUUCUGUUUUUGUUAACUUUGCUAAAUAUGGCUUACAGCUGCUGAAAACCCAAAAUGUUGUUUCUCAGAAACAUAAGAGGAUGAUAAAACAAUACAAGGUUUGGAAUACAAAUACAAACCAGAGUAAAAACCAACAAGACCAAUAAAAACAAAAUGCAACACCAUCAAGUUCAGAAGAAAGAAUCAGUGAGGACCCUUCCAAUGAAUAAUAUAACUUAAUAAUUCCAGUUUUAUUUUUCAAACUAAUUAGGGAAACAUAUGAACUUUUCAUUGAUAUUCUAAUUUAAUGUGAUGCACCUGUAAACUUAUAGAGCCUGGUUCCAGUAGAUGGUUUAAAGGGGCCUAGUCACAUAUUU
Fundulus heteroclitus (mummichog) is the source of this 5118-nucleotide messenger RNA. RefSeq names its product CUGBP, Elav-like family member 4 (gene celf4). Gene Ontology annotation, cellular component: cytoplasm; nucleus; ribonucleoprotein complex. Gene Ontology annotation, biological process: regulation of alternative mRNA splicing, via spliceosome; mRNA splice site recognition. NCBI's taxonomy places the organism in Eukaryota, Metazoa, Chordata, Actinopteri, Cyprinodontiformes, Fundulidae. The transcript is spliced from 14 exons. Bases 192 to 1988 code for a protein of 598 amino acids. The record is from RefSeq and is a predicted model, not a curated record. Gene Ontology annotation, molecular function: mRNA binding.